Salvia miltiorrhiza (redroot sage) is the source of this 1620-nucleotide messenger RNA. RefSeq lists its product as uncharacterized. The transcript has 3 exons. The coding region runs from base 1 to 1620 and encodes 539 amino acids. The record is from RefSeq and is a predicted model, not a curated record. NCBI's taxonomy places the organism in Eukaryota, Viridiplantae, Streptophyta, Magnoliopsida, Lamiales, Lamiaceae.
AUGUCUAUGGGAAAUCCUGAACCAGCUGUGGAGGAUCCGACAGUCGUAGAAGACGCCAACUUCAUUCAUGGGAGGAACUUCGGGAAUUUCCAGCGUGGACAGCAGAGCUUCUCGGUUACCAACGGAGUGAUAAACGAAGAGAAGAAGCCGAAUCUUGAGAAGUUGCUAAUGAAGUUCGUGGCCAAGUCCGACGAGAUGAUGGAAAAGUUGGAGUCCAAUGCUGCAGCUGUGGGGACCCAGAUGAAGAUGUUCGAGACCCAAUUGGGUCAACUGGCCAAUGCUUUCACGAAUCUACACCAACAAGGUCAGUUUCCGAGCAAUACAACUGUUAAUCCCAAGGAGCAUUGCAAGGCAAUCAAUUUGAGGAGUGGGACUACUUAUGAGGGACCCAAGAUGCCUGAGGAUGAGAUCGUGUCGCCGGUUGAUGAGAAAGAAGCUGAGGAGGUCACCGUUGAGCGACAUCAGAAAGAGAAGGUGAAACAGCAGUUCUCCAAGUUUUUGGAGAUCUUCAAGAAGUUGCACAUCAAUCUUCCAUUGGUGGAGGCGUUGCAGGAGAUGCCACAAUAUGCAAAAUUCUUGAAGGACAUCAUCUCGAGAAAGAAGCGGCUGGGAGAGUUUGAGACGGUGAAUCUCAACGAGGAGUGCAGUGCGAUCUUGCAGAAGAAGCUCCCAGCCAAGCUUAAAGAUCCUGGCAGCUUCACUAUUUCCUGCAUCAUUGGAGGCCAGCAGUUUGGGAAGGCGCUAUGCGAUUUGGGGGCAAGCAUUAAUCUCAUGCCCUUAUCUAUUUUCCAGCAGUUGGCUAUUGGAGAGAUGAAGCCGACGUCGAUCGCGUUGCAGAUGGCAGAUAGGUCGGUGACGUAUCCACGGGGGAUAGUGGAAGACGUGUUAGUGAAGGUCAAUGAGUUUAUAUUCCCAGCUGACUUUGUGGUGUUGGAUUUUGAGGAGGACAAGACCAUCCCGUUGAUCCUAGGGAGACCGUUCUUGGCCACAGGAAGAGCCUUGAUAGAUGUGGCUAAUGGGGAGCUCACUUUGAGAGUGAAUGAUGAGAGCCACACCUUCUCCAUAUAUCGAGCUUUGAAGUUUUAUGAUGAGAAGGAAGAUAUUGACAUAGAGGAGUGCAAGUUGUUGAGCCUAGUUGAUUCCUGUGACACACCAUCUUCAUGGAAGGGUCUCGGCGACCCUCUUGAGGCUUGCAUCUCUCAUUUCUUUUUCUCUACUGAUUUUGAUUUUCCUCUUGAUAUGCAUUUGUUUUCUGAUGAGUUAUUUGAGUGUUGUAGUGCAUUGGAGAGUGUUGCAGAGAUUGCACCUAGGAGAGGACGAUUUCUGGAGCUGUGCACCGAGGAGGAGAAGAAAAAGAUGGAGGAGGAAAAGGGGACCGCCCCAAAGCUUGAGUUGAAGCCGUUGCCGGAUCACUUGAGAUACGCCUUCGUAGGUGAUGGUGAGACGUAUCCGGUAAUUGUAUCAGCUCAUCUUACUUCUUGUGAAUUGGAUUCUUUGUUGCGAGUGUUGAGAAAGCAUAAGUCUGCUAUUGGUUGGUCGAUCUCUGAUUUGAAAGGGAUUAGCCCAAGUGUCUGCAUGCAUAGGAUUUUGCUUGAUGAUGAUGCUAGGCCUAGAGCGUGA